Molecule: messenger RNA, 1552 nt
Organism: Oryzias latipes (Japanese medaka)
Lineage: Eukaryota; Metazoa; Chordata; Actinopteri; Beloniformes; Adrianichthyidae
Gene: proca
Product: protein C (inactivator of coagulation factors Va and VIIIa), a
Biological process (GO): proteolysis; blood coagulation
Cellular component (GO): extracellular region
Molecular function (GO): calcium ion binding; serine-type endopeptidase activity
Source: RefSeq, a predicted model, not a curated record
GUGGACCCUCAGUAAACACUGGUAGUUAGUUAUUAACACCACAGAACAGGGGAGAUUGAGGUCUCCGUCCACAGCAUCAGGUCCUUACAUAUGCUCCAGAACUAAACACCUAAACUGGAUCUGGUUUGGCUGAGGUCAUGUCUCGUCUCGUGCUGUGUUUGAUUGUCUGCGUCACUUUGUGGUCUGCAUCCGUCGUUAGUUUGUCAGUUUUCUCUGAUGCGCCGCAGGCUCACAUGCUUCUUCGGUCUCGGCGGGCAAAUUCCUUCCUGGAGGAAAUGAAACCCCCCUCUAAGGAACGAGAAUGUAUUGAAGAAAAGUGCGACUUUGAAGAAGCGAGGGAGAUUUUCCUGACAAGAGAAGCUACACUGGAGUUCUGGACGGUGUACACAGAUGGAAACCAGUGUCAGUCCAAUCUGUGUGUACAUGGUGAAUGUGUGGAUCUGUUCCAAGACUACGCCUGUCGCUGUAAUCCUGGUUAUGAAGGCAAAUACUGUGAAUACAAUGUAACAGCUACAAACUGCUCUGUUAAUAAUGGUGACUGUGACCAUGAUUGCAUAGAGGGCGAGGACGGUCAGUGGAGAAAAUGCAGUUGUCUAAAUGGAUACAAUCUCGACAAGAAUAACAGAAAAUGCCUCCCGCAAGGUACCACAUCUUGUGGUCAGCUGCUGAUCAGCAGGUCAGAGUAUAGCGAGCCUUUGGUCGGCCUGCUGCCCUGGAUGCUCGGAGGAGAGGUGGGCAAAAAGGGUGAGAGUCCCUGGCAGGUGGUGGUGCUGAAUGCCAGAGGGAAUUUUCACUGUGGAGGUGUCCUAAUUAACAGGAACUGGGUCCUGACAGCAGCACACUGCCUAGAAAACAAUCUACAGUUUGCUGUACGACUUGGUGACUACGAGCUUCUCAGGAAGGAAGGCACAGAGGUGAUGCUGAAGGUGGCCAAAGCUUUCAAACACCCAAACUACAACAGAGAGACAGUGGACAAUGACAUUGCUCUGCUGCGUCUGGUGACCCCCGCCCCAUUCAACAGUUACAUUGCUCCUAUAUGCUUACCGGGGCGGGCCAUGGCAGAGCGGGUGCUCCAUCUUAAUGGCACCACCACCGUGGUGACUGGCUGGGGCAAAGAUGACAGUGGUAAGUACAGCUCGGCCCUGAACGUCAUCAAAGUGCCGUUGGUCAGCCACAGCGUCUGCGCACAGCAGAUGUUACCCUACACCAUCUCUGAGAACGUCCUCUGCGCCGGGAUCCUGGGUCAGAGAAUCGACGCCUGCGAAGGGGACAGCGGCGGGCCGAUGGUCACUCUGUACCACGGCACGUGGUUCCUGGUUGGCUUAGUGUCGUGGGGCGAGGGCUGCGGCCAGAUAGACAGGCUAGGCAUCUACACCAAAGUGUCCAACUACAACGACUGGAUCAAGCAGGUGCAGGAGGAGUGGGACAGAACCAAUAACCUGCAGUGAUGCCCAGCCUGACCCUUUUCCGGUUCGAUCUGUUGAAGCCCCGGCUACAUCUCAUAGCAUCAAAGAUGUACACACUUUUAACAUAAACUCUCCUACUCUUGAAA